Molecule: messenger RNA, 1669 nt
Organism: Limanda limanda (common dab)
Lineage: Eukaryota; Metazoa; Chordata; Actinopteri; Pleuronectiformes; Pleuronectidae
Product: protein FAM177A1-like
Exons: 5
Coding region: 19-669 (216 amino acids)
Source: RefSeq, a predicted model, not a curated record
CGCAGCAGGACGGUGACAAUGGCCGAUAUUUCUCUGUAUCUCACUACCGUGAACGUGUCGAUAGGACAGAACAUGGCUGUGGAGCAGAGCCCGAAGGACUUUGAGUGUGUGGAGCUGGGGGAGCAGGAGAAGAGAGAGGAGGAGCAGCAGCAGAGGGAGAAGGUCCCUCGCAGGAUCAUCCACUUCUCCAGCGGGGAGACCAUGGAGGAGUACAGCACGGACGAGGAGGACGCCGAGGACCAGGAGCCGGAGAGGAAGGACCUGCUGUCCUCCCCGGUCGAUGCGGUGAGGGCCAAGAUGACCUGGGGUCCGUACUUCUGGUUCCACAUGUGGAGAGCGGCUACGUCCACUGUCUCAGCAUGUGACUACCUUGGCGAGAGGAUGGCCUCCCUCUUUGGGAUCACCUCAGCCAAAUACCAGUACGCCAUCGACGAAUACUACAGGAUGAAGAAAGAGAGGGAGGAAGACAAAGAGGAAAACCGAUUGUCAGAAGAAGCAGAUCGAACCUUCGACCAUCUACAAUCUCAGGAGGACGAGGACGAGCCCAUCGCCGUGUCAGAGCGAGCCGGGGCGUCCGCCGCUCGCCUUGACGUGACCUAUCGGAUCGAGGAUGAAAACCAGGUACCGCCAAUCACCAUCAGAGUCCCAGCACUCGUCACGGCGACCUAACCAUCCCCAGGGGGAAAGGACGUUUGAGCUUUAAUGUCUGUCUUUUUGUUAAAGAAGGACCACUGUCUUGUUUCACCGAGCACCGUUUGGUUUGUGUGUCGACGCAGCUUUAGAUGGGCAGUGCUGCUGUGUGGUGGUUGAUUGGCAAGGACUGUAGAGGCGGUGGAAGUGUCCCUAUGCAACAGCGUAGCAACUGAUAAAGUAACCGCUGGAUAAUUAUCAAGAGGUGUGAUAUUAAAAACAAACAGUACGAGCCAGGAAAUUAAAUAAAAUGUUCCAGUUUAUCUGCUCGAGAAAACCGUUUUCCAUUUCAGGCCCCUCGCAACAUUAUUCAACACUUUAUUAGCUGCAGCAGCGUCCCGGAUCUGAACGCCCGCUGUGGAGUGAAGGUUAUACGUUGCUCCCCUGUGCCUCAGAUGGACCGGACACUGUGCCUAAAUCACCAAUACAGCCAAGUCAGUGCCAGAUCUAGACUAACAUAUAUUUGAAGAUCAUUUUAAGUGAUUCAAUAUGUAAAAUAGCCUUCGAUUUAGCGCGCAGAAUCAGAUUUGGAUGAAAUUGUUCAAAUAUCCGUGCGGUUUUGUCCCGAUCUGUUCAAAACAGUGUGGUCCUGAUCCACCUGGCUGCACUAAAGAGCUGGCUACUUUAACACGCCCUCACCUGUUUGAUUGUAGUCUGUAUUAAUGUUCAUUAAGCUCUUAUUGCACUCAAUGUCUGUGGAAGCACUGAGCAGAUUUAGCCUUGGUUACUACUGACGUUUUGUUAAAAAAAACAAUGAAAACGGGUUUAAAUGUCCUGUUCUUUGUUGCUCUAACUGUCUGCCUCAUCUGCUACACAUUCAAAACAUGUAAUAGUAGAUGAGGUGUGAAGAUCUUUGAUAAUGGCAGGGAGCAUUGUUACACUAAGUCUGUAUCCAGACAUGCAAAGCUACAUUUUUAACAGUUUUUAGUACGAUUUUUGAUAUUUAUGUAUUUAUUUUACCAAACUGAUUGCACUUAAU